AUGGCGUCCUCGCGGAGCAGAGCGGACCACCAGGUCCUCAUCGCCGUCGCGCUGCUGCUCCUCCUCUCGUCCCCGCGGGCCGCCAGCGGCGCGCCCAACACGAGGCCGCUGUCCGUGCGGUGCAACGGCGCGGUGUACGGCGCCGGGGACCCCUUCGCGGAGAGUCUCACCUACGUGCUCGCCGACCUGCUGGCCGCCACGCCGUCGUCCCGCGCCCGCGACGCCUACAGCAUCUCCCCGUACCCGAACGCGUUCGCCUACGGCCACGCCGCGUGCGGCGGCGCCGGUGUGACAGCCGCGGACUGCGCGAGCUGCCUCGGCUCCGCCGUGGGUCAGAUGAACACGACCUGCCACCGCGCCGUCGGAGCGAGGGCGGUGCUCGUGGACUGCCGCGUGCGGUACGAGCAGUACGCGUUUGUGGAUUAGCUGCAGGCCGGCCGGCGCCGCGGUUUGGUGUGCACGUUUAGUGUGUGGCAUUCGGUCUCGCAGAUUUCUGCUUGCGGAUUUAUGUUCAAAUUCUGCAGUGCAGCAUUUGCCUUCAUGGAGUUUUUUCUAACUCUCGUGCCUUCGUGUAGUUCGCUCUAUGAUCUUGUAUAUGUUACUAGUAAAGUUUUUAAAAAUAAUUUUGCUAUUUCACAA
Molecule: messenger RNA, 639 nt
Organism: Lolium rigidum
Lineage: Eukaryota; Viridiplantae; Streptophyta; Magnoliopsida; Poales; Poaceae
Product: antifungal protein ginkbilobin-like protein
Exons: 1
Coding region: 1-426 (141 amino acids)
Cellular component (GO): plasmodesma
Source: RefSeq, a predicted model, not a curated record